CACGCCUCUGUCUCCUUUUCUUCCGCCAUUUUACUGCUUCCGGACCAAAUAUCGACUAAACAGAGAUUUUGUGUGCAGUUUGUGACAGAAUUGUACAGAUUGAAGUGUUCCUAGGACAAUAUUGCCUUUCAAGGUGUGUGUGUGUGUGAGCAGCCUGCACGGAGUGACUAGAGCUCGGCAGCAACAUGUCGGUGAUCAUCCGGCUCCAGGGUCUGCCCUGGUCGGCCAGUGCCAUGAACAUCCGGCACUUUUUCUCCGGCCUCAACAUCCCGGCCGGAGGCGUGCACAUCAUCGGUGGGGAGGGCGGCGACGCCUUCAUCGCCUUUGCCUCGGAUGACGAUGCGCGCAUGGCCAUGAAGAUGAACCUGUGUCCGCUUAACGGCGUGCCCGUGCAGCUGUUCCUCAGCAGCAAGUCGGAGAUGCAGAGCGUCAUCGACGCCGCCCGCUCGGGCUCCAUGCCCGCCCCAGCCCCGCCGGCCGCCACGACGACAACAGCUGCUGGGGCACCACCAACUGCCGUCCCUGCCCCCAGCCUGUCGCAGACACAGCCGCACAGGUCACAGUACGGGAACCUCCCCAGCGGCGGCUUCCCCUCGCCAAUGGACAGUCAACAGCAAAGUGGUGGUGGUGGAGGAGGGGGUAGCGGUGCUGGAGGGGGCAGCCAUGCAGGGGACGGGAGUUCCAUGGCAGCCCAUCAAGGCAGCGGCACGGGCAUGCAGAACCAGUGGCAGGGUUUCUAUGGCGGAGGGCGAACUGGGAGUGAGUCGAUGGGCGGACAGUUUCCGGACGAUCAGCGCAUGCGAGGUGGUGGGCUCAACCAAAGAGAGAGAGCUCCUGGUGGCGGUGGUGGUGGUGGUGACAGUAUGGGCCAGUUUGGGAAUGGCUCUCAGUCCGGUGUGAACCAAUUCCGAGAUGGGACUCCGAUGUCGGCUCAAGGCAUGAUGGGAUCUGGGGGAGCCAUGGGCAUGGACUCUGGGAUGGGCCAGGGCAGGAACCAGAACAUGAUGUCACAAGGGAUGAACAACCCCAAGCAAGGAUUUGUCAGUGACAGGAUGAUGCAGAACAGGCCUAAUAUGGGCAUGGGACAACUGGAGAACAGACCAAAUAUGGGCAUGGGCCAAAUGGAGAACAGACCUAAUAUGGGCAUGGGCCAAAUGGAGAACAGACCAAAUAUGGCCAUGGGUCAAAUGGAGAACAGACCAAAUAUGGGUAUGGGCCAACUGGAGAAUAGACCAAAUAUGGGCAUGGGCCAGCCAGAGGAGAUGAGAGACAUGCAGGGAAUGAGCAGAGGCAUGGGCUCUGUGCCCGACCACAUGGGCAUGGGAGGCAAGCGAGAGGGUUUUGGCAUGGCAGACAGAGGGCGGAGUGGCCCCGCUGAUGACGUUAGGCCAGGGGGUAUGAUGGGCCAGAUGAACCUUCCUGGCAACCGCGGUUCAUACGGCGAGAGAAUGAACCCUAUGGCAGGGGAUCCCCAAAUGUCGGAGGGAAUGAACAUGAAUUUUCCUGAAAACAGAAUGCGCAAUCAAAUGAGGGAAGAAAAGGCUACAAUUGGGGGGAGCAGAGUGGAGGACAUGGGGCUGGGAGAAAAACUUCCUGCUGGUGAAAACCGAAUGAUGGGUGGAGGGAUGAUAGGAGAUCCAGCCAUGGGAGGGGCUGAUCUGAUGCGGCCGCAGGACAGGGGUGGUCGUGACCAGUGGCAAGGUGGUAGAUCCGACGCGAGGUACCCCGACAACAAAAUGUUUGACAGAGGGCCCAGAGACGAGGACCCUGUGGCGAUGGGCAGGGACCACAGAGGAUUUGACCAGUUCUCACGAGCUCCCAUGAGAACCGAACCAAGUUCUGUCCGGCCGGUGCAGGGUCCAGGUACUAGCCCCAUGAUCGGUAGAGAGGAGAAAGACGUGCCGUUUUUACCGGGGAGAGACGUGAGACCGGAUGAGAAAUUUCCUGAUUUGGCCUCUGCGCCAGUGACAAGCAAAAGGACUCGGCCCAGUCGGUUCUCUGACCGUGUGGAAGACGUGCCCCCUAAAGCCACGGAGGACGCCGUGCCCAGCACCCGCUACCCACCGGAGGAUGACACUGACAUGGAUCUGGAGACCAAGACGCCAACCCCAGGGCUGGGAGCUCCGGCAAUGUUCCCAAGUGGCCGGCAAGCCGGGAUGGACAAUAAAGACUUGCCCUCAGAGGGAAGGCCACCUGCUCCGCAUGAUCAGAUGCGAGGCGAUGAGUUCCGCAGAAUGCCGGGCAUGGACAGAGGCUGGUACCCGCCCAAUGACGACCGAGGCUUUACCUCACAGAACAGAGGCUUUGGUCCUGACGACCGAAUGUCACGAGAUGACCGCCCCCCGCGAGAUGACAGAAGAGACUUCAUGGACAGCAGGGACCCUGGCAGAGAUAACGACUUCCCCGCCGGUGACGGAAGAUACCCCCGGGAAGGGAGGAGAUUUCCUCCAGACGACAGGUUUGCAAUGGAUGACCGCUCAAGACCUGGAAACUUCAUGGACCGUCGACCAGGGGACAGUGGUUUCCCACCGGACAACAGGUACGGAGACAGAGGGGACGACAUGAGGCCGCCUGGAAGAUUUGACCGAGGCAACUUUGACGGGGACAGAGACGGACGCGGAGAUUUCCGGUCGGGUUUCCGCCCAGGCCGCGACGACCCCCGCGAUGGGCCAGGCUUUCCCCCGGACAGAGGAUUCCCACCGGACAGAAGACCAUUUAGAGGUGACAUGGAAGAGCAGGACUCGCGUCGGGGUCCCGACAUGCCUCCUGGGGGUCGGGAGGACGGACCUCCUCACUGGGACCGCUUUCGAAACGCCCCAGGAGACGGAGACAUGCACAAGUUCCCUCCCCCUCGUGGAGGUAUGGGCGCAGGCAACAUGCCGGGCGGCAUGGAUGAGCCCAACAAAGCGGGUGACAUGUCUGGGGAGGGACCCAUGGACAUGGACCAGAGGAUGGACGCUAGAGGUCCGCGCCGACCUCCGCCUCCGGCUGACGACGGCUUGUUCGACUACGGCCCCGGGCCAGGCCGAGGCAGGCCACCCCACGACUACCCCGAGCACAUGGACUUUGACAAUCGCUUCCCAGGAAGGGGAGGUCACCCAAUGGACCGUGGACCUCCGCGAGGCCGCGGGGAGCCAUAUCCUAUGAGGGGUCGUGGUGGCCCGCCAUUUGGGCGAGGUGGGCGGGGCAUGGAUGUAGACCGAAGGUUCGAUGAGCCGGGGAUGGAGGACAGGUUUCCAGACCGGGACAUCCGCGGGCCAGGCGGGCCGGAUAGGCCAGGGCCUCCUAUGAUGGGCGACCAACGAGGCAUGCGCGGCAACAUGAACGCUGGGCCUGGCCCCGGCCCCAGCAAGGGCUUACUGGGAGAUGCCCCUGAGCCCGUGCCUGAGGGGAGAGGUCCAGAGGGCAAGGGAGGGUACCCCGAGGCCAGCAGACGGGAGAUGGACAUCCGCUCCUCCCGCCGCUCCGACUCGGACCGCGACCACUUCAGGGACAUGGACCGGCGCGACCGGGACCGGGACCGCGACCGGGAGUACAGGUCCAGCGAACGCAGGUCUAGGGACAAGUACGACAGAGACAGAGACAGGAGGAGGUCAAGGUCGCGGGAUAGGAGCAGAGACAGAGACAGGAGGAGUCGGCGGGACAUGUCCUCGUGGGACCGGGGCUCAGACGGGUCGCGGCGAGAUUCGCCUCGGCGCUCCGAGGUCAGGAGUAGAAGUGUGUUUGUGAAAAACAUGCCGACCACCAUCAGCUACAAGGAUGUCAGGAGAUUCUUUCAGUUGCUGGAAAUUCCUUACGAUGGCCUCAAAGUGAUCAAUGAUGAGCAAGGUCGGAGAGUUGGCGAGGCUUUUGUUCGCUUCACUCGAUCAGAGGAUGCGAUGCGAGCUGUGAGGAGGAGUGGGGACAAAGUGGACGGCAAGAGUGUGACGGUUACUCACUGCGCAGAAGAGGAGUUUGAGAAGGCUGUAGAUUCUUUCAAACCCUACAGUAAGAGAGAUCCCGCCCCGGUGCGGGCCGAGGAACCCAGUAAAGAAAUCCCCAAAGCUAGCGCCGUGCCCAAUGAGCAGGCUGCUUACGCCGUGCAACUCAACAAUCUACCCCUGAACAUCAAGACACAGGACAUUGUGCAGUUUUUCACUGGUCUCAAGAUCGACAACAACGGUCAUGCUAUUUACAUUGAGUACGAUGACAGUGGACUGGCCACUGGCAAAGCUGUUGUGGAGUUCAAAUCCGACAUUGACUACAAGAAGGCUCUGACUCACGACGCUAACAAAAUUGGGACGGUGACGAUCAGGGUGGCCCCAGGGAAACUGGAGGAUGCCGGAGAGCUGAAGGCCAAGCAGGGCGAGAUGACGCAGAGAGCCAACCUCAGGGCCAAGGGCGGGUUCGCUGCCGUCCGCGCCAUGAACUCUCCCGGACCGCAAGGUCCACAAGGCCCGCAAGGUCCACAAGGCCCGCAAGGUCCGCCACCUCCUAGGCCCUCAUUUCCAGGCCCACCACGACCCAAUCAGAUGUCUCCGUCCCAGCCUCUACACCCACCCAAUCCUGGCUUAAGGAUGCCCACACCACCAGCAGCAUCCAACGGCAGCAGCGAGAGUCCCAGCACGCAGCCACCUACCUUAGACACGGUGUGUGUGCACAUACAAGGUCUGCCCCUACUGGCCACGCCCCAAGACAUCCGAGAAUUCUUCUCUGACAGCCAGAUAGCCUUGAGGGGAAUCAACAUCGCUCACGACGGGCGGGGAAAGCCACUAGGGGAAGGUUUCGUGGAGUUCAGGUUCCGGAAUGACUUUGAGAAAGCGGUGAAGAAAGACAAGACGUCCAUGGGUCGGCACAUCGUGGCGGUCAAGCCCAUCGGGAAAAAAGACAUGCUGAGCCGACUGGAGAAUGCACGUCAGCAGGGGAUUGUGCAGCAGCCGCCCAGAGGGCCAGCCCCAGAACCACAGCGGGCACCGCCACUGGUGUCCGGAGGUAGCCAGCCAGCCAGCGAGCAGAACCAGCCGGCGCCUGAGCAGAAACCCGCCGCUGGGCCAAAGGGGAUGGUGAGCAAAGGUUCCGGGCCCGCGGCCCCCACACCCGUGACUGCGCCUAAGUCUGGGGACACCCCGGGACCUCCCACUGGGGGCACUCAGGACUCGCAGACACCCAAACCUCUCAUGGGUCUACUGGGGCCUCAGCAACUGCAGCCUCAACAGCAGCAACAGCAGCAGCCCCCGGCCCAACAGCAGCAGCAGCAGCCCCCAGCACAAGGUCCCGGAGUCCCCGUGCUGCAGGGUGGCGGCAAUAAGAGCAUCCUCCCGCCCGGCGUGCUCAACAAGAACUUGUUCUAUGUGCGCUGCCAGAACUUCCCGCCAGACAUCUCCAUCGCCGAGAUCAUGCACUUCUUCCAGGGAUUCCGGCCGCUCGGAGACUCCAUCCGUCUGCACUACUCGAGCGAGGGCAAGCCCACGGGCAACGCCGUGGUCGGGUUCGGCUCCAGCCAGGAGGCUCAGGUGGCACUGCAGAGACUCAACAUGAGGGCGUGUCGACAGAAUCUGGUCUCCCUGCACCCCGCCUAGAUCACGGGCAGCUGGCGGUCCGUGUGUGUGUACAGAACGAGAAGAUUCUAUCCAAGUCGCGGCCUACGUUCCUGCUUGACGAACAGUCUGACGGACUGAUGGUGGAACCCCACCUGUGUGUGAGCUGACAGACUCGGGAACCUCUACCUGUGUGUGAGCUGACAGAUUAUGGAACCUCUACCUGUGUGUGAGCUGACAGACUCGGGAACCUCUACCUGUGUGUGAGCUGACAGACUCGGGAUCCUCUACCUGUGUGUGAGCUGACAGACUAGGGAACCUCCCUCUACCUGUGUGUGAGCUGACAGACUCAGGAACCUCUACCUGUGUGUGAGCUGACAGACUCGGGAACCUCUACCUGUGUGUGAGCUGACAGACUCGGGAACCUCUACCUGUGUGUGAGCUGACAGACUCGGGAACCUCCCUCUACCUGUGUGUGAGCUGACAGACUCGGGAACCUCUACCUGUGUGUGAGCUGACAGACUAGGGAACCUCUACCUGUGUGUGAGCUGAGAGAUAGUGGAAUCCCUGUGAGAACCUGACCAGGCCUGGAUCAGGCUCUGUGUGUGUUUAUACUGUACAGUUUUCUAGUUCUAGAUCAGUCCUACUCCUAUCUUACAUCGUUGCAUGGGGUGGGGGGGGGAGGGGGGAGACACAUUGUGUAAAGAUUGUUGUGUUGUAACAAUUGUAACCUGCACAAUUUUUUUGGGGGGGGGUUGUGACCUGCACAAUUUUCCCAAGCAAACAUGUGGCCACUCCUCUAGAGGGUAUUUUUGUUUUUUUACUACUUUUGAAUACAACUGUAUUAUAUGAUUCGGCAAAAUAGCACCAUAGGAUUUCCUGCGCGUUUCAUUUUAUGCAUCGUUGAUUAAAAAUAGAGGUAGGAGGAUUAUUUUUCGUGUGUACGUUUUGGAAGUUGAAUCUGAAGAUUUCUUGUAAAUAGUUUGCUUGUGUAUCUGCAAGGGAGAGUGCUUGAAAAAAUGCUUUACAACAGCGUGCUCGCUGAGACUGUGUGUUAUCUGUGUGCUUGCUGUGACUGUGUGCUUGCUGAGUAUGUAUUAUCUGGGUGCUCGUUGAGACUGUGUGUCAUCUGUGUGCUCGCUGAGACUGUGUGCUCGCUGAGUGUGUCAUUUGUGUGCUCACUGAGACUGUGUGCUCGCUGAGUGUGUGCUAUCUGUGUGCUCGCUGAGACUGUGUCAUCUGUGUGCUCGCUGAGACUGUGUGUUAUCUGUGUGCUCGCUGUGAUGCCUGAUUACCAGUCUGUGUAGGAAAGGAAACAACGCAAUUUCCUCGUGAUGGCUCUUUUCAACACAAACUCUCAGUUAUUUUUUCAUGAUAAUUGAAUGCAAGGCAUUGUACCGGCAUCUUCUGCCUAUGUGUGUGUGUUCACAUGUCUGUUUGUUCAUGUGUCAUUGCCAGCAAUUAUGUUUAAUCAAACAUUGUGACUGAGAAUGAAGCCAUUAAUAUCGUUCUUUCGAACAAUAUUUUGGCUUUGACAGAGAAAAAUUGUUACAUGAUGUAAUUUCUUCAGCAUGGAGUCUAAUUGAUCUAGUCCUCGUGUUCUAGUUUCUGUCAUGUUUUGACCAGCCUGGCUAUUCUGUGCUGGUUGAUGUGGAUUGUGAUGACAGUGGUCAUGGUUUAGAGUCUCCAUUUUGUGUCUGCCUCCUGUGUCAUGCUGUCACAUCAAAUCCAAAUGUUGCAGCGGUGUACAGAUGGGGGAGUGUGGAGGAACAGGGGACUGCUGGAAAUGAUAAUUAAAAAUACGGAGUGUAUACAGACCCGGUAACCAAGUCACGAAGUGUACAGACCCAGUAGGGGAACUCUUUUGUGAUUUCGGAAAGUUUCAGCGCCCAGACCAGGUAGUG
This is a messenger RNA of Aplysia californica (California sea hare), 7420 nucleotides long. RefSeq lists its product as uncharacterized. Gene Ontology annotation, cellular component: ribonucleoprotein complex. Bases 186 to 5558 code for a protein of 1790 amino acids. The transcript has 3 exons. The record is from RefSeq and is a predicted model, not a curated record. Lineage: Eukaryota; Metazoa; Mollusca; Gastropoda; Aplysiida; Aplysiidae. Gene Ontology annotation, molecular function: RNA binding.